AUGCCACCAAAGAAACCGGCGCCGGGAGCCACUGAUCCGACCGCGUCCGCCAGCCUCCGCGAGGAGGAGACCGACGACGGCUGGGUCCUCGGCGGCGGCGGCGGCGGCGGCGGGGGCAGGCCGCCGAGGCCACCGCCGCGAAGCGGCACCACCAGGCCUUCGGCGGGCGGCCAGGGCCAGCCGCCGUUCGACCCCGCCCCGGACGAUCUCGUCGGGCGGUACCUGCCGACGCGCCGUUCCCUGCGGUGCGGCGAGCUGCCGCUGCAGAUCCACGACGCCGACGUCUACGGCCCGCACCCGGCGUUCCUCGCCAAGGUCCACCCGCCCGCCAGCGCCAACGGCGGCGGCGGCGAAGGCGACCGGGUCGAGUGGCUCUUCUUCGUCUGCCGCGGGCGGGGCCUCGGCGGCAAGCGGAGGGCGGGGCGCGGCGCGUACCGCCUCGUCGGCGAGGCCAACUCCCGCGGCGGCGGCGCGUGGUACUGCCACUCCUUCCGCUACCACGAGGACGCGGCGGGGGCCAGCGCGUCCAGGGAGACCGAGUGGCGCAUGGACGAGUACGGCGACCGCGGCGGCGACGACUCCGGCGCCGGCGGGGCGUUCGACAUGGUCGUAUGCAAGGUGUACCCGGCUCGCGGCGGGGCCCUCCACAAGAGACCCGUCCAGCAGCAGCACAGCACGACGACGCCCGCGGCGAAACGCGCGGGCGCGGACGUGAAGCCUCAGGUGCUCGUGCAACUGUACCUCGCCAGCCGCAGCGUCGGGGACCCGCUGCGGUGCCGCAUGCACCACGCCACCUACGUCUGCGCGGUGCUCACGGGCGUGCUCCCGGCGGCGAACGACAGGUUCGAGUGGUUCUUCGCCGUGCGGCGCCCGCGAACAACGGAGCACGGCGGCUGCGACGAUGGCAUUAUUGCGCGCCCGCGAAGAGGAGGGCCGGGGCAGUACGUGCCGGCGGCGCGCUACUGGGGCGUCAGGGACAGAGAAGGCCGGGACGUGGGAUACCGGCGCGUGUUCCAGUAUCGGGAGGACGACGAGGCGUCGCGGAGAUUGGCGCGGACGGAGUGGUGGAUGGAAGAAUAG
This is a messenger RNA of Miscanthus lutarioriparius, 1080 nucleotides long. The record is from the annotation of a GenBank genome assembly. Lineage: Eukaryota; Viridiplantae; Streptophyta; Magnoliopsida; Poales; Poaceae.